Messenger RNA from Penicillium salamii, 777 nucleotides. Lineage: Eukaryota; Fungi; Ascomycota; Eurotiomycetes; Eurotiales; Aspergillaceae. The record is from the annotation of a GenBank genome assembly.
AUGACAUCCGCAUCCCAAACCUUCGCCAUCCCCGAACUCUUCGAACUCAUCCUCCUAAACCUAGACACCCGCACCCUCCUCACAAAAGCCCAACUCAUCUGCCACACCUGGACAACAUUCAUUCAAGAAUCCCCAGCAAUCCAAUGGGCUUUGUUCUUUAAACCAGAACCAAAAGGCCCCCGAUGGCAGAAUCCACUCCUGGCCGAAGUCUUUCCGUCUAUCUUCAGUUCUUCGGAUCCUAAUGUGCAAAGCAAUGUCAAUUUGACUUUCACCAACUUCGAUUUGAUUCUCAAUUCUCAUAAAUUCGAUGCAUAUAUGAGGCCUGAAGCAAGUUGGCGGAGAAUGUUGGUUCAACAACCUCCGCUUUCUACAUUGUCGCUUCUGCGUAGUAGUGCUGGUCAUGGUGGACAGUUGUUUUACCAUUAUGAGGCUUUGGACCUCCCAUCUGGUCUUCGCAUGGAGACGGUUUUCGAAACGCUUAUAUUCAGCGAGAUGUGGGAGCAAUUCGAUUACCAACAAGCCACCGAAGCAAUCUGGGGACCUGAGCAGUUGGCCAAGAUGGUGCGGACAGAUUUGGAGCGGUAUGGGAUAGAGAACUUCGGGUUGAUGAUUUUCACAUCGGUGGGAUGGUCACGACACGGGCUGGUUGGGAGUUUGUUGGACUGGGAGUGUGCGAUUGUGAAGGUCAAAGAGGGGUAUCAGAAGCUGGGAUUGAAGCCGAAGGUUACUGCACAGGCAUUUGUCAAGAGGAAGAGUUAUGGGUCUUUGUGGGAUUGA